ACCAGGAAAGUGAAUAGUAACGACAGAAUAAUUGACAUGACGGGGAACUUUAUUUGUUUCUUUUUGCAUCAAAAAGAUCAUUAAUAAACUAUGUCUCGAAAUCUUACAGUUUGAUAGGCUAAUCGGAAAUAAAUCCGCGGUGAAGUAAAACGAAAUAUUAUACUCGCAAAGGCUCGAUAUAUCGUUGACGAUUACAGUGAUUGUUACAGCGUUAUACUAAAGUUCGUCACCAAAGGAAAGAAUUUGUCAUGUGUUUUGAACGUGAUUGAUCUGUCCAUAACAAUAACAACUUUAUGAAACUGUGGGCUCAGUGCACGUAUCAGAAGUAUAAUUGAAACAGAAUCGAAAUCACUGGUCCAGAGUCAAGUACUCGGGCACUUGAAGGAAUACAAGAAGAAAUAUAAGAAACAGACUUGAACAGUUUGCUAAUGUUCUUAAGUGUAAAUCUCUCGAUCAAUAACGAUUUCUGAAUGCACCUGCAACAUGAAGCGGCCGGAAGUGUUGCUCAGUUUUGUAUUCGCGCUAUUGUGUUGCGUUUUAAUUUCGGCGGAAGAUAGACAAUACUACUGUGCGUGGUACGGUGAGUGUGGAGAAGAAAAUGACAUUAAGCGAACCUGUGUAGCGAGAAAUAUCACCGCCCAACCGUUCAACAAUUCGGAUGCCGAAGCUACUUUGCAAAGGAGAUGUCCGCACUUCUUUUCGGACGAUUCGCUGAAAACGUGCUGCGACGCCGAUCAAAUCGUCACGAUGGACCAGAGCAUGGUUAUGGCCGAAAACAUUUUUGGCAGGUGUCCAACCUGCAUAAGAAAUAUGUUCCGAUUGAUUUGCGAUCUUACGUGCAGCACUGAGCAAGGUCGAUUCUUAAAAGUGACCAAGAGUGACUUGGAUGAAGAUGGUAUGGAGUACGUUGUAGAAACUGAGAUUCACGUGACGGAAGAAUACGUAACUGCGACAUAUGAUUCCUGCAAAAAUAUGAUUAACCCAAUGAGCGGCAUGUUAGCAAUGGACAUGGCAUGCGGCUCGCACGGAGCCAGCAGAUGUUCUCCUAAGUUAUGGUACGAGUACAUGGGCGACAUCGAGGAGAACAUGUUCAUACCCUUCCAGAUGACUUAUGUUUAUGAUGCAACUGAUAAAUGGGGCGCAGAGCCAUGGAAUGCGCAAGCUAAAAAAUGCGACGAGGCUUACGAUGACUUGUCUGCACCCUGCAGCUGCGUCGACUGUCCCUCAUCGUGUCCCUUCACGAAAUGGGAAAUUGAUUCAAACGAUACUUUCACGAUAGGCGAUUUUAACGGUUAUGGCGUAAUAGCAGCGAUAGUUAUCGUUGCGCUCACAAUUCUAUCAAGUGCCACAUAUGUCUUAGUGAAGACAUUUUGGAAGAAAGGUUCUAGAACAUCGGUAAAAAAGUUAAAUGGAAACUGUACUCAAAGUUGUCAAAAAAUCUUCGAAAUAAUUUUUGCUUUGUGGGGAAAAGCGUUCGCCAAGCAUCCUGUUAUUGUCUUAUUCACGGCUUCAUACAUCGUUCUCGGAUUGAGUUAUGGAAUCACGUUUCUUAAGGUCACUGUGAACCCAAUCGAAAUCUGGGCGGCACCAGACAGCAGAUCACGGAUAGAAAAGGAUUAUUUUGAUAACCGAUUUCAGCCCUUUUAUCGUACCGAACAAAUUUAUAUAAAAUCUGUUGGCCUUGACAAGAUAAAACAUAAUACUACGAAUGGAGUUUUGGAAUUUGGACCUGUGUUUAACAAAGAGUUCCUCUUAGCUGUAUACGAGCUACAGGAAGAGAUUCUUCAGAUUGGCAGAAAAAAGAAUGAAGGAUUGGAAAAAAUCUGCUACGCUCCUGUGCAAAGCGAAUUCACUGGGCCGGUAACUCUCGAUCUCUGCACGGUGCAAAGUAUAUGGGGAUAUUUUCAAAACGAUCUCGAAUAUUUUAACAAAACCGAUAAUGUGAAUGGAUACGAAAUUAACUAUCUGGAUGAUAUAUACUCGUGUAUGCAAAAUCCAUUUAAUACAAACUGUCUGGCGCCAUAUAAAGGACCCAUAAUACCCGCAUUAGCAGUGGGUGGUUUUUUAAAAGAAGGCGAGUUUGAGUACGAUUCUUCUGAUUAUAUAAAAGCAACGGGAUUGGUUUUAACCUUCUUGGUGAAAAAUUCGCUCGAUGAGGAAGAUCUCGCGCCGGUUAUAAAAUGGGAGCAACGCUUCCUCGAUUUUAUGGAAAAAUGGAAUCAAAAAAGUCGACCAAAAUUCAUGAAUGUCGCAUGGUCGACAGAGAAAUCGAUAGAAGACGAAUUGGACAGAACUUCGAAAGCGGAAAUGAUAACGAUGGUCAUAAGCUAUCUUGUCAUGUUUGUUUAUAUCGCUCUGGCCCUCGGUAAAAUUAGAUUCUCUCCUAUCGGCUAUUUAAUCGAAAGCAAAAUCGUAUUGAGCAUCGGUGGUAUCAUCGUAGUCAUUGCGUCGGUCGCCUGUUCGCUCGGCGUUUUCGGCUACGUAGGCGUACCAACCACUCUGCUCACAAUCGAGGUGAUUCCAUUCUUAGUGCUGGCCGUCGGAGUCGACAAUAUUUUCAUUUUGGUUCAAAAUCAUCAGAGAAAUCCUCGACGUUGCGGCGAAUCGAUUCCGGAGCACAUUGGCAGAGUUGUAGCUGCGGUCGGACCCUCGAUAUUGUUAACCAGCACAUCCGAAUGUUUUUGUUUCCUCAUCGGAGCGUUUUCUUCGAUGCCGGCUGUUAACACCUUCGCGAUGUACGCCUCUUUAUCAAUUCUAUUCAACUUCUUUCUGCAAAUAACGGCUUUCGUCGCUUUACUGGCUCUCGACUCCAAGAGAACUGAGAACAACCGUCUGGACGUUCUCUGCUGCAUUUCCGUCGAGGAAAGGUCACGACCGCAUGCCGAUGCAAGCAGGGGUCUCGUCCAUACAAUCUUCGAGCGUGCUUACACGCCGUUUUUGAUGAAAACACCGGUUCGAAUAAUCGUUUUGAUCGUUUUUAUCGCCGCUCUCAUUACUCACGUUAUAGUCAUACCGCAGCUCGACAUCGGACUGGAUCAGAAGCUUUCGAUGCCCGAGGACUCUUACGUUUUGAAAUACUUCGAGUACAUGGAGGAUCUUUUGUCGAUGGGCCCGCCUGUGUACUUCGUAUUGACAAAAGGUCUAAAUUACAGCAAGGCGGAAACUCAGAAUAUCAUAUGCGGUGGUCAAUGGUGUAACACUGAUUCUUUAUACACACAGAUAUAUUCGGCUGCGAAACAACCCGACGUGUCGUAUUUGUCUAAACCAGCCUCUUCUUGGAUAGACGAUUAUCUGGAUUGGUCGACGAUUGACGGCUGUUGCAAAUAUUUUCUCACGAACGAUUCGUUUUGCCCACACAAAUUUGAUGGGAUAUGUGAUACAUGUGAGAUUAUUAUUAACAAGAGUAUUUCACGCCCGGAUGAAGAAAGUUUCAGAAAAUAUAUUUCUUACUUUGUAAUGGACAUUCCUGACGAAUUUUGCGCUAAAGCUGGCAGAGCUUCAUAUUACGAUGCGAUAAAUUAUUAUUACGAUGAGUUCGGUUUAAUCGAUGUGGGCGAUUCAUAUUUCGUGGGCUAUCAUACACCUUUGAAAAAGUCAUCUGAUUGGUACGAAUCGCUCCGAGUUGCUAGAAUAAUAUCGGAGAACAUCACAACCAUGAUUAACAAUGCCAGACUGUCCAAUCAAAAAGUCAAAGUGUUUCCAUACAGUGUCUUCUAUGUGUUCUAUGAACAAUACUUAACCAUUUGGCAAGAAAUCUUAUCGUCAAUAGGUUUAUCUCUUGCCGUAAUUUUCGUCGUGACGCUACUUUUCACAGGAUUAUCGCUAUUCUCUGCAGUGAUAGUUGUUUUUACUGUGUCAACAAUAAUGAUUAAUAUAGCGGGUCUAAUGUAUUGGUGGAAUGUCAGCCUCAACGCGGUCUCUCUUGUAAAUCUAGUUAUGGCGGCAGGUAUUUCGGUGGAAUUUUGCAGUCAUAUAGUGCAUUCUUAUAUCACAUCGACAGCGAAGACGAGAUUUGAUAAAGCAUCGGAGGCGCUUUCUAUCACAGGAAGUUCUGUUUUUUUCCGGAAUCACUUUGACCAAAAUCGUGGGUAUCGUGGUGUUAGCAUUUGCGAAAACGCAAAUCUUCCGAGUAUUCUAUUUCCGAAUGUAUUUAGGAAUUGUUCUGUUUGGUGCUAUACACGGUUUAAUAUUUUUGCCUGUGUUAUUAAGUUUUAUAGGACCUGUAUAAGAAUAAUAAUGUAUAGAACCUGUAAGGAAGAGCAAUACAACAUUCAUGGCAAUAAAAAAAAAGCUAUCUUAUGUGAUUCGUAACGUAAUGCGGUUGUUUAGACAAAAAUAAAUGAUUAAUGUAUAUAAAUUAUUUUGUUAAUAACGUAGCUCUAUACGUUUGCGUAUUUUUUUAUAUUCACGUAUAUGAUAUCGUCAGACUGAAUACACAGCUGUGUGUUAAUUAAUAUCUUAUAGUUGCAAUUUGCAAUCAGUGCGAAUCCAAAUGUUUAUGACAUAUCAUACGCAUACGUUAAAAAAAUAUGCAGAUUUGUAUUUAAUUUAUAUUAAAUAAAUUUGUUUUCUUUACAAAAAUA
Linepithema humile (Argentine ant) is the source of this 4583-nucleotide messenger RNA. Lineage: Eukaryota; Metazoa; Arthropoda; Insecta; Hymenoptera; Formicidae. The record is from RefSeq and is a predicted model, not a curated record.